AUGGUCGGAUUUUGCGGAUGGUUACUUGUCUUCGGCUUUGUCCAUUGGAUAACUGCUGCUGCUACUCAACAUGGACAGUGUGCGGUGGGAAAAUUAAGUCGAAGCGACUCAAGUACAUACAACUGCAUCGAGCUUGUAUCGCUUGGCGAACACCUGGAAAAAGCUCCUGUUAAUACAACUGAAAUUACUGUUGUGGAAUCCAAAAUACCUUCAAUUUUACGUUACAGCUUCAUAAGGUUCAGUUCCACUCUCGAGAGUCUAGUUCUUCGAAAAUGCGGAAUUACCAUGAUCGAUCAAUUCGGCUUGGCUGGUCUCGUGAUGUUGAAAAAGCUGGUUCUUUGGGACAACAAUUUGACUUGGAUCUCUGCCGAUAGUUUCCGGGAUCUCACUAACCUUCGGCAUUUGGAUAUUUCGUUUAACAAGAUCGUAGGCAUUGACAUCGCCUUCUAUCAAAUGCUUCCGAACUUGGAAAAUUUUUAUUUUGAUUAUAAUCAACUGCAAACGAUCGACUACAACAUGUUCGCCGCAUUCCCAAAUUUGAAGAAAGCCAAAAUCGGACACAAUCCGUGGGUUUGGGGAUAUCGUAUACUACUGGAGUGGCAACUCGAUUCUGCGCGAGUAGACUACAGAGAUGAUUGGGAAGAGUGGGGAUGGAUGAACAGCAUCGUCCGAGAAUGUCAAGAUAGUGGAAAAGCAACAGCUCUAAAUGAUACGAUGUUGGAUUGUGUCGUGACGAAAUUUCUCCACAUGGAAAUCGAUCAUGGCCAUUUUGCGGCUAGCUCGAUUGAGCAAAGUGACAAAACAUGUCUUUCUGAAGGCACUGCACUAGUCCGUUGUUCAAAAAACAAUGCCCCUGCUGGUUCUGAUCCUAUGCGCCUGUCACUAGAAAGUCUUGUUGCGACCAUGCCGUUUCUUAGUCGCGCUGGUGGCAAAUAUAUUUACAAUCAUUUCAAGUAAAAAUGCCGAUGAUUUCGGUAUAUGUUCAAAUGCAAAGUCGAAGAUGCAUGAAUGCCAUGAAUUUUAGAACACCGAGGGAAGGGCAGAAAAAAAUGAUUUUUGUGUGCUUCUCGUCGAAGAGAAGGAAGCGAUUAUGGUGUCAAUGAAAUUUCUUUAAAUUUUUCAGAUCACAAGUUCGAAAAAGUGAACAAAAUUGAAAUAAACGUCAGCCAUCUUCGUUAAAUUAUGUAUUACGGUUGCACACAAGAAUAAAUUAUUGAUCGAAAAGUUAUUGAAUAAA
Molecule: messenger RNA, 1237 nt
Organism: Venturia canescens
Lineage: Eukaryota; Metazoa; Arthropoda; Insecta; Hymenoptera; Ichneumonidae
Exons: 3
Coding region: 1-957 (318 amino acids)
Molecular function (GO): protein binding
Source: RefSeq, a predicted model, not a curated record